AUCGUAACAGAAUCUUUCUUCUCUCAUUGCUCUGAUUGAAUCACCGAGACUUCCAACACCAACUAAUCAACGACGUUUGCUUCGAUCGGAACACACCCUCUCCCUCAGCACCGGGGGGACUUGACCAGUCAGGCCGAGUUGUCAACCACCAAAAAGACGCCGCGAGGAAAGAAACCCCGCACCGCCUCCACUUCCCUCACUUCCCUCACUUCCCUCUCUUUCCUUCCCAAACGCCGACUGGCAAACUGCCACUGACUGGAUCGACUCCCACACACCACCUUGGGUCUGUUUUGCCUCCUUAUAGGCUAACCCCAUUAAUGGUCACAGCCUUUGCCCUUCACCGGGAGGGAUUUACAGUCCAAUCACAUCAGCAGUCACCUGCGUAUGCGCUCUGCUAGCUGCAUCCUAUUUUGGGGUCGCCUCACCGGACACGAUGCGCUGGGUUCGGCAGUCCAUCUGGAAUUGGCACAGCGAAUUCGCUGCUCUCCUUCCUCUUACCUCCUCCUCUUGGCUUCUGCUCCUACAACAGCAUCCUUACUACUUUGAAUGGACUAGUCCGGUGGAGUGGAACCAGCCCAUCGCAAAAUGGUCUCAUCCGUACAGGGAUGAUACCUCUUCCUAUGCGUGGGGUAGAGGAAGAAGAAAAAAAAAAGGUACCUCGGCUGGCUGACUGAACUUCAGGAACAUAAUGGUUAUGGUACCUGGAGGGGCGUCGUCCAUGGUUACAGUCCAUCAUUAUCCAUCGAUCCGGUCCGGGCGCGCGUGAAUUAGUCCCGUGGAUUGUUCCCGGAAGGUCCCGC
Aspergillus eucalypticola CBS 122712 is the source of this 800-nucleotide messenger RNA. RefSeq lists its product as uncharacterized. Bases 434 to 670 code for a protein of 78 amino acids. Lineage: Eukaryota; Fungi; Ascomycota; Eurotiomycetes; Eurotiales; Aspergillaceae. The record is from RefSeq and is a predicted model, not a curated record. The transcript has a single exon.